Molecule: messenger RNA, 546 nt
Organism: Linum tenue
Lineage: Eukaryota; Viridiplantae; Streptophyta; Magnoliopsida; Malpighiales; Linaceae
Source: the annotation of a GenBank genome assembly
AUGUUCAAGGAUGACACAGAGUCGAUGGAAGGACAUGAAGUUCUGUUGGGUGAUCAUCGCACGAUCAAGGUCCUUGGAUCUGGAACCGUGGAGCUCUUCUUCACUUCGGGCAAGAAAGUUGUUCUCACCAAUGUCCUUCACGUUCCUGAUGUUAGAAAGAACUUGGUUUCUGGUUUCAUGCUUUGUAAGAAGGGGAUAAAGGUUGUGAUAGAAUCUGAUAGGGUGAUUUUGACCAAGGAUGGUAUGUUUGUUGGGAAGGGCUAUGUUAGUGAUGGUAUGUUUAAGCUAAGUAUUGACAAUGGUAAUAUUAAUAAUAAAGUUGAUGGUUCUGCUUAUAUCGAUGUGCAUACAAAUUAUAGUAUAGAAAGUACUCCGUUUGAUUUAUGGCAUAAUCGAUUGGGGCAUGUUAACUUUAAGACUCAGAAAUACAUGUCUAGAAAUGGAUUAGUAGUUUGUGGUGAUGAUAGUGGAGAUAAAUGUGAAAUCUGUGUGCAAGCUAAGAUGAAGAGAAAGCCAUUUCCUAAGUUGGUUGACAGAAAUUCAUAA